AUGGCAUUAUUAGAAAGAGCCCAUAAGACAAUUGUGAGGCUGGGUUUAAUACCCAAGGUCAUCAAGGCAUUACCAAAAAUCUCAAUUUUAUUAUCAAUAAUUGGUUUAAUAUGGAUUGCAGUAUUACCAUUAGAUGGACAAUAUCGUGGUACAUAUUUUUCAGAAAAUGCAUUAAUGCCAUCUCAAGCGUAUAGUUAUUUUAGAGAAAGUGAAUGGAAUUUAUUAAGAGGUUAUAGAACUCAAUUGAAAGGUUUCCAAAUUGAUGAAUUAGAAAAUAAUUUACAAACUAUGGAAAUUUGGUUAAAAGAUAUUGGUUAUAAAACUCAUAUUCAACAUUCUGAUAAAGGUUCAAAUCUUUAUGGUAUUUGGCAUGCUCCAAGAGGUGAUGAUACCGAAGCUAUUGUAUUAGGUGCUGCAUAUUUUAAUUCAGAUAAUAUUUUCAAUAUUGGUGGAUUAAGUCUUGCAAUUUCUAUGGCUAGAUAUUUCCAUAGAUGGAAUGUUUGGUCUAAAAAUAUUAUAAUUGUUAUACCAGAAAAUCCAAAUUCUGCAUUAAGAUCAUGGGUUAAUGCAUAUCAUAGUGAUUUAGAUUUAACAGGUGGAUCAAUUGAAGGUGCAAUAAUGUUGGAUUAUUCUUCAUCAUCUGAUAAUUUUGAAUAUAUUGAACUUUUUUAUGAAGGUAUAAAUGGUCAAUUACCAAAUUUAGAUCUUGUAAACGUUGCUGUAUCAGUUUCUGAACAUGAAGGACCAAGAGUUAGUAUUCAAAAAACAUCACAAGAAGAAUUAGGAAGAUUUGAUUAUUGGUCAAGAUUAAGAAUUUUAGUUAGAGGAAUUAUUGAAUUAUCUUUAGCAGGUUUAAAACCUGGACAUGGGAAUGAAGCUUUCAGUGGAUGGAGAAUCCAAUCAUUAACAUUGAAAGCACAUGGUGAAUCAGGACCAUAUGAUAUAACAACAUUUGGUAGAAUUCCUGAAGCUAUAUUCAGAUCAAUUAAUAAUUUAUUAGAAAAAUUUCAUCAAUCUUUUUUUUUCUAUUUCUUAUUAGCGCCAAGAAAAUUUGUUUCAAUUGGUACUUAUUUACCAUCAGCUGCAUUAAUUACAUCAAGUUAUAUCCUAAGUUCAUUAAAUCAUGUUUUAAAUUCAAAUUUUGAAAUUGUUCAUUUAUUAUCAUUUGGAGUUUUAAGUGGUGGAUUUUUCAUUGGUUGUAUCUCGAUUGGUGUUUUAAUAUCACAAGUUUUCCCACUGUUACCUAUAGAGGCAAGUUAUGGAUUAAUUUUAUUAUUUGGUAUUAUUUCAAUAUCUAUUAAUUUUAUUAAAAUUCCUGGUUCUCAAGAAUUGAAAAUUGUUUUAAAAUCAAUUUCAUUAUUAUAUUAUGGUACUGUAUUAUCAUCAUUAUUAGUUUUAAAUUUUGCCCUAACUUUUACAAUUGGUAUAUGUGCAUUCCCAUUAACUUUAAUUAAUGAUCAACAACCUACAUUUAAGAAAAUUUUAUUAUUAUUAAUUUCAAAUCCAUUUCUUUUAAGUAUUUUAAUUUCUCAAGAUUUUGAAAAUGGAUUAAGUGAAUUAAUUAAAGGUUUAAUAAUUAGUUGGGAUGAAUUCAAUUGUCAUACUUGGUUUAUUAUCUGUAUUGGUUGGUUACCUUCAUGGUUAGGAAUUGUUUUAAGUUUGUUGAUUAAUGAUGAUUCAAGAACUUUAAAUGAAAAGAAAACAAACUAA
Molecule: messenger RNA, 1710 nt
Organism: Hansenula ciferrii
Lineage: Eukaryota; Fungi; Ascomycota; Saccharomycetes; Phaffomycetales; Wickerhamomycetaceae
Gene: GAA1
Product: GPI-anchor transamidase subunit GAA1
Exons: 1
Coding region: 1-1710 (569 amino acids)
Biological process (GO): attachment of GPI anchor to protein
Cellular component (GO): GPI-anchor transamidase complex; membrane
Source: RefSeq, a predicted model, not a curated record